Engraulis encrasicolus (European anchovy) is the source of this 3323-nucleotide messenger RNA. RefSeq names its product phospholipid transfer protein (gene pltp). Bases 339 to 1796 code for a protein of 485 amino acids. Gene Ontology annotation, biological process: ceramide transport; high-density lipoprotein particle remodeling; phospholipid transport. Lineage: Eukaryota; Metazoa; Chordata; Actinopteri; Clupeiformes; Engraulidae. The record is from RefSeq and is a predicted model, not a curated record. Gene Ontology annotation, molecular function: phosphatidylglycerol binding; phosphatidylethanolamine transfer activity; phosphatidylcholine binding. The transcript is spliced from 16 exons.
CCCUUUAAGUGUUCAUUUGUGAGGAGAGGAUCGGCAUAGUGCUGUUAAGCAUAUGUUUAUAAAAUGAAACUGUCAUUACAACGACCACAAAGUCAUGCGACUGGGGUGAGUUGGGUCACACCCCUUUCCCCCCCACCCUCAACCUGCCUGUAUAAAUUCUGGGAGUCAUGCUGGGAGAACAGAUGCUCUGAGCGUCAGACCGUCAGACAGAGCACUAAGAAAGCCCAGUGGUGCACAUUGCAUUGGCUUGUUUGUUGCCCUCUGACAGAAGACUACUACUGGAAUCAAGUGGAAAAACUCUCACUCACAUUGGCGACUCACCAUCUCCACCAGGCACCAUGGCAGCUUUCCUAGUGUCAUUCCUGCUUCUCUUGCCCUUCACCAUGGCUGGUGAACAUCCUGGCUGCAAGAUCCGAUUCACUUCAAGAGGCCUCGAAAUGUUGAAAUACGAGACACAGAGGUUUGUGGAGGAAGAGCUGAGCAAUAUCACCAUGCCAGACUUGUCAGGAAAAGAAGGACGGUUCCAGUACACCAUCAACAAUGUGAAGAUCACGGAGAUGAACCUGACCCAUGUUGACCUGCGCUUCCAGCCCGACCUGGGUCUGAUCUUUGAGGUGGAGAACUCCUCCAUCACCCUCAACUUCCAGAGGAAGAUCCUCUACUGGUUCUUCUAUGAUACGGGGUACAUUAACGCCUCUGCAGAAGGUGUCAAUAUCAACACAGCACUGAAGCUGAUCAAAGACGAGGGAGGACGCAUGAAAAUCUCCAACAUCACCUGUGACGCCUACAUCACCAAGAUGAAGGCCAAAUUCAGCGGCACUCUUGGGAGAGUGUAUGAAUUCAUCUCAACAUUCCUGACAACCGGAAUGCGCUUCCUCCUAAAUCAGCGGAUUUGCCCAUCCUUGGACCAUGCUGGCCUGGUUUUGAUUAACUCUUUAUUGGACACCAUCCCAGUGCGAUCGGAGGUGGAUGGCUACAUUGGCAUAGAUUAUUCUCUGCUGAACGAUCCAGUGAUCACCGACAGCAGUCUUGACAUGGAUUUUCGGGGUAUGUUUUAUGAACUAAAGAAUGAGAAUAUCACUCUUCCCAACUUGGCCGUAAAUCCCCUUGUGAAGGAAAGCGAUAAGAUGGUCUACCUGGCCUUAUCGGAGUACUUUUUUGACAGCGGGCUGGAUGCUUACCAUAAAGCUGAAAUGUUCAAAACCGAGAUCUCAAAUGGUCGGAUGUCAAAGGAUCUGGAGAUGCUUUUGAGAACAACUUAUUUUGCGACCAUCAUGAUGCUUAACCCUGCCCUGAUGGAGGCGCCCAUCUCCCUGGAGCUGGAGGUCACCGAGCGCCCCAAGUGCACCAUCAAAACAACUGGCGCCAGCGUGGCGGUCAAUGCCCUGGUCAAUGUCCUGGUGCUGCCACCCGGAAAACCACCAGUGCAGCUCAGCAGCAUGACUAUGGAGACCAAAUUCAAUGCCAAGGUGGUGAUGAAGGGGAAGAGGCUCACAGUGCUGAUGGACUUGAGAAGGUUUAAAAUCUUCUCCAAUAAGUCGGCUUUGGAAUCACUGGCGCUGAUCCCCUUGCAGGGCCCUCUGAAGACCAUGCUGCAGAUCUCAGUGGUGCCCCUGAUCAACAAUUACACAAAGAGAGGUGUUCAGAUCCCUCUCGCAGAAGGAAUGGACUUCAUUGAAGAGGUGACAACUUAUCACAAUGGAUACCUCGUUGUCGGAGCCAACCUACAUUUCAGCCGCGGCCUACGAGAGGUGAUCCAGAGCAAGAUGACUGGAGAGAUGGACAACUCUGUGUAGAGUAGUGUCUCUUAACGGGGGCUCUACAGCCCCCCAGGGGGCAUUGGGAAGCCCUGUUGAGAGGGGGCGGUGUUUAGUUGCCAUUGGGUGGCUUUUAGUUCAUUUUAUUUUUUAAUACUGGGGGGGGGGUGUUGUCAGGCUUAUGAUGGGAUCAAAAAAGGUUGAGAACCACUGCUGUAGUAGACAUAGAUGAUCCAUUUCUCAUAAAUGUGGAUUUGAGGCUAAACCACCACAAGAGAAAGUUUUGUUUGGCUCUCGGACCUCAGCCUCCCUGCUGUGUCAAUUUGCAGUGCUAGCUUUACUGUACACAGUUUCUUCUGAUGGGCUAGGACCAGGUAGAGGGGGGAUCAGUACUAAGUCUCAGCCUGCAGGGGAGAUGUAAAUAAUAAGGCAGGGCUACAUGGCACUUGAACUUUCCCAGCCCCUCUAAUAAUGUUUACUGUUGUAUUCGAGUGCACCUACACUACAAGUCAUGUUGAUGGCACAGGGCCCGGAAUACUGUGUGAAUGCUGACCCCAUUUCUCCACAUUACACUUGAGGUAAACAGUAGUCAACAAAUAAAUGAGGAUUCCUCGAAGGACCAGUCAUAUUACCAUGAGAGAGGGGUAGCCAACAUUAUACAGUAAUGAUUUCAAAUUACAUUUGUACAGUAGUAAACCAGGUAAUGUCAAUGAGCACUGUAGAGGGCUUCCAGGUUUAUUAACUAAAGCACUACCUGACUGUUGGGCCCCACUUUUAAUAUACAUAAAAAAACAUUCUUGAUAUUGGUAGCUAUGUUAAGAACCUUUGUAAAAAAUGUUUUUAAAAAAAAUGACGUCAGACUACCUUUGUACAAUACGUUUUUGUAGACAAUGUACUUAUGGUCAACAAAUGUUCAACCAUGUUCUAUUGAUCUAGUUAGCUAUUUAGGUGCUCAGUACGAGGUGGAGGCUAUAGUUAUACCGUCUUCGGACAAUAUUAUAUUAUCUUUCUUUACGGUGUUUGAUAUUUUACAUCAUGUAUUGAGGUUUUGUGGUUGGAUUGAAAUAAAAACCUAAUACUCCAGUGUCUGAUGGGUGUGUACAAUGCCAAUUAAGCAGUACUUUUGCAACUGCAACAAAUAACUUCGAAUCAUUUGAAAAAGCAAAUCCUCAACUCAAUUUUGGAGGAACAAAGCUUUAUUAUAAAAACAAUCAAUACUGCAACAUGAUGAAAUAAUUCCCUUUUUCUGAUACACACAUUUUUUUGCAGAAUUAAACACUUUGAGGCACUCAAACAAGAAAAAAAAACUACAUAACCCGUUACCCGAUUUUUCACAUAACCAAAACAGAAGAAGUAAUCCAACAGUGGCAAUGAUGCUUAUGUUUAUCCCCCCUCCCACAUUGGGCAUAUGAAUACAUGGAAGAAGGAAAACCAUAACAGAUGUGCAUUUUAAAAAGGUGGAUCACCACAGUAGCAGAUUCCAUUUUAAAAAGGUACCACCAUUUAGCUCUGUACUGCUCUACAACCUGGGCAAGAAUCCAACAAUCAUGAGCGUCCAAACAUUCA